GCUCCUACUUAUGAGUCAUAUACCCCUUCCUCUUCUUCAUCCUCUUCCAUCUACGGCGGCACAUCCUCAUAUCCACCACCAUGCAAGGUAUGGGUAGACCCCAAGAACUUGGCCGACUGUGGGGAUGCAUCUCAGAUACAGGGCAAUGUAUCCCCCUACGUUAAGCAACUCAUCCUCAACACGUUCAUUGCAUACGGCGCUGGUGACGAGCACUGUUUUGGUCAUUCUGUUUCCAAGGCAGUGAAGUUCAUCGACAUCAGUGCCCACGAAAGCCACAAAAAACAAGGUCGUAUGGAGGCAACGACUAUUGCAGAAGUUAUUGUUUCAAAAAGCAUGUUGAAUGGCGUGGGAAUGCUCCAUGGAGGAUGUCUGGCGUUUUUGAUUGACAACACUCCCUUGGUCGCUCUGGGACUCCUACAAAACAUGACUGGAGUGGGAGUCACUCAGUCGAUGAACAUCAUCUUCCACCCCCCUGUAUCAAUUGGGUCGUGUUUGCAUAUCAUCAGCACUUCAAUCGCUAUGGGCGGCCGCAUUAUGAGCGCUCGAUGCGAGGUUUGUUUUCUUGGUCAAUUAAUUGACGAUUGA
Molecule: messenger RNA, 585 nt
Organism: Suillus fuscotomentosus
Lineage: Eukaryota; Fungi; Basidiomycota; Agaricomycetes; Boletales; Suillaceae
Exons: 4
Source: RefSeq, a predicted model, not a curated record